AUGUCCUACCGCAACAACGACCGCAGCGCCGGCGGCGGCUACCGCGACUACGACAGUCCGCCGCACGGCGAGCGCGACCGUGCCUACGACGGCGGCCGUGGCGGCGGCGGCGGUGGAGGAGCGGCGCCGUACGAUCGCGGCCUGCCGUACCGCGAGCGCGGCGGCGAGCGCGAGCCGUACCGUGCGGGGCCGGGCGAGCGAGGUCCGCCGCCGCCGCCGCGCCGCAGCAACAGCCCGCCGCCGCGGAGAGGAUACGAGCAGCGUGGGCCCCUGAGCGGGAUGCGUGGCGGUCGCGCCGACCCGUACCCGCCAGCCGGCCGAGGUCCGCCGCCACCACCGCGAGAGCGCGACGGCUACGGUGAGCGUGCCGCUCCACCGCCGCCUCGCGAGCGUGACGGCUAUGGCGAUCGGGCACCUCCUCCGCCACGCGAUCGCGAUGCGCACGCCGACCGCGCUCCGCCGCCGCGAGAGCGCGAUAGCUACGCCAGGGACCCGCGAGGACCGCCGCCGGGCCGCGAGCGCGAGCCGUACCGCGGCGCCGAGCGCGGCGUGCCGCCGGCGCGCGAGCGUGAGGACGCGUAUGGACGCGCACGAGAGCGCUCGCCGGAGCGCUCGGUGCGGGAGCGGGAGCGCGAUGCGCCGUCGCGGCGGGAGCGGGAGCGCGAUGCGCCGUCGCGGCGAGAGCGCGACGAUUACCGCGAAGAGCAUGCGGCGCACGACGAGGAGGGACCCUCAGAGCGCGCCUCUGGCAAGGGACGGGCGGAGAAGAAGCAGGAGGAGGAGGAGGAAGAGGAAGAGGUGCAGGGCGAGGACGACGCAGCGAUGAUGGCCAUGAUGGGCUUCGGCAACUUCGGCACGACCAAGAACAAGAAGGUCGAGGGCAACGCCGAGGGCUUUGCCGAGGUCCGCAAGGAGCGUACCUGGCGCCAGUACAUGAACCGCGUCGGCGGCUUCAACCGGCCGCUCGACCAUAUCAAGUGA
Messenger RNA from Tilletiopsis washingtonensis, 981 nucleotides. RefSeq lists its product as hypothetical. The transcript is spliced from 4 exons. Bases 1 to 981 code for a protein of 326 amino acids. Gene Ontology annotation, cellular component: precatalytic spliceosome. Gene Ontology annotation, biological process: RNA splicing. The record is from RefSeq and is a predicted model, not a curated record. NCBI's taxonomy places the organism in Eukaryota, Fungi, Basidiomycota, Exobasidiomycetes, Entylomatales.